CAUCGCCGCUGCCCAUUCCCCGCAAACUCUUUCACAUCCUGAAUUGUAAUUUUUUGUACUUGCUAAAUUAUGCGGGAUCGGAAGGUGGUGAUCGGUUGCUGAGUGUUCUAGUGUAGAUUGGAAAUCCAAGAUGGCGGCGGAGACCGAGAUGGAAGUGCUGCGGGAGUAUUACGCGAACAGCGACUACUUGAGCUCUCCUGAGGGAAUCAUGAAGCUGAUUGCUAUCCUGGGCUGCUUGUGCUCGGCCGUGCUGUUCCUGGCGGGCGGCGGCUGCGCGGGCGCGGCUGCGCUGGCGGCGGGGGCGGCGAGCCUGGCCUUCCUCGCCGUGGGGCUGCUGGCAGUGCAGCUCACGGCCACGCUGCUCGGGGCGCCACUGUUCGCGCCGCACGCCUGGCUCUACUGCGACGUUGUGGGCAGCUCGGUCCUCGGCGCGCUGCUGGUGCUCAGCGGCACUCUCAGCCUCACGCUGUGCGAGCUGCGCGGCUUCGUCUCCUACGUGCAUGCUCCACUAGCUGUAUGCAACGCAGCGCUUGUAGUAGGCGGCGCGGUGGCCACGUACGCAGCCGUGACGCGGCGCUGGGACGCCGCGCGCGGGCCCUCGUGGGAGCCGCGCAGGGAGCCCCCACCGGACGUCGAUGUCUAAGGGAGCUCCGCACACGACAAUGGGCUCUCGUGGCCGCCGCAGAACGUCGACGUCUAUGGGAGCCCGACACACAGCACUAGCCCCAGGGCCUCUGGAGGUGUCGCGGCGACACACGCCGCGCGGCUCUCGUGGCCGCCGCAGAACGUCGAUGUCCGACGAAUCUCAAAGCAGCGGCGGUGAUAGUUUGGACUUUUAUAAAGUGAUUUUAAUUUAAAAUGUAGUGUGUUGUCCUCAUGGUACAAAUAAUUUAAGUAAAUUAAUAACCACGUCCCACGUUACAUAUGGAUCCUCUAAACGUGUCCUAUUGCCAGUCUAACUAGUCAAGUUUGCCGUCGUGUUUUUGGGUCACUGUAUUAACAAAAUUGGCUACAUUUUAAUAGUAGGUAAGUUAAGAGUUUUGAAUGAUUCACGGUUAUUUUCAUUAGACUUAUAUUGACCGGGAUAUAGACCGUGAUUACCUUUUUGAUUUUUGUCGAGCUCCCGAUAUUAGUAUUAGUAGGUAAGUUUUUAGGAGUUGAAUGGCGCAUAGCAUAAGCCUAAUUAAUAUAAACUGCAAUAUAGAUGCCUGUGUGGUGACGGGUUAAGAAUUUCACCACCCCCUUUCUUCCCGUGGGUGUCGUAGAAGGAGACUAAGGGAUAUGGGUUAAAUUGUGGCGUAGGCGAGAGGCUGGCAACCUGUCACUGCAAU
Molecule: messenger RNA, 1331 nt
Organism: Leguminivora glycinivorella
Lineage: Eukaryota; Metazoa; Arthropoda; Insecta; Lepidoptera; Tortricidae
Exons: 5
Coding region: 131-643 (170 amino acids)
Source: RefSeq, a predicted model, not a curated record